Messenger RNA from Ipomoea nil (Japanese morning glory), 880 nucleotides. Its product is annotated as NDR1/HIN1-like protein 12. Gene Ontology annotation, biological process: defense response to other organism. The record is from RefSeq and is a predicted model, not a curated record. NCBI's taxonomy places the organism in Eukaryota, Viridiplantae, Streptophyta, Magnoliopsida, Solanales, Convolvulaceae.
UUUAGUUGUCUGGCGUCACUUGCAUAUAUGCCCACCGCAACUUUAUUUGAUGUCUGAUAGAUACUUCCAUUGAAGAAUUGAAGCUAGCAAGCUUGUAACUAAUUAAAGGUAAGGAAAUGGGAGAUGGUGAGGAGCAGAAGAAGCACAAGUACGGCGGCGCAGGCAGAGCCCUGUGCGCUUUCCUCCUUAUUUUCUUGAUUUUAGCUGCCAUCACUCUCCUCAUCCUAUGGCUGAUUUACCGCCCCACCAAGCCCAACUUCACGCUGGUAAGCUUCGCCAUCUACCAGCUCAACCUCACGUCUCCGCCUCUCCUGUCCGCCACCAUGCAGUUCACGCUCCUCACCAGGAACUCCCACCCCCGCCUCUCCUACCACUACGAUCAUCUCUCGGCUUUUGUUUCGUACAAGAACGAGGCGAUCACACCGCCGGUGAGCCUGCCCCUGCUGUCUCACGGGGCGAAGAGCACGGUGGCGAUCUCUGUGCUGGAUAGAGGGCCGGUGCCCGUGUCGGUGUCGGUGAUGAACGGAUUGGCGAUGGAUGAGGCGUAUGGGAUGGUGGGGUUGAGGGUGGUGUUGAAGGGGAAGUUGAGAUACAAGGGUGGAGCCAUAAAGAGCCGACGCUAUGGCGUGUGUGUCGAGUGUGACGUGCUGGUUGGGUUUAACAAACAAUUUGGUGCUGCUCAACUCUCUCUGCUUCCUUCUUCUUCUCCGCAAUGCAACACCCACGUGUGAACUCAACUCAACUCAACUCAUAUAAUAAUAAUAAUAAUAAUAAUUAAUUUCUAAUUUUGAUCGCACAAGUUAUGCAAAAGUUGCAAUUUGUAUAUAUAUAUGUACGUAUGUUUAAAGAGUUUUACUACAUGGAUUCCUAUUUUUUACUU